AACCUGGAGAAAUGUUCAGCUGAGCCUGACUUUCCUCAUCUGAUUCAAAAGAAGAUAGCUUCGACCAUCUCAGAUUCAGCAACAAUGAGAUGUGCAGUUGUAACUGGAGCAAAUAAAGGAAUUGGACUAGAGAUAUGCAGACAGUUAGCUUCUAAUGGAGUCAUGGUGGUAUUAACAGCUAGAGAUGAGAAGAGGGGUCUUGAAGCUGUGGCAAAGCUUCAUGAAUCUAGCCUGUCUAAUGUAGUUUUUCAUCGGCUUGAUGUGAUGGAUGCCAAGAGUAUCACUACCUUGGCAAAAUUCAUUGUAACCCAUUAUGGGAAGCUUGAUAUUUUAGUGAAUAAUGCAGGGGUUAAUGGAGCCAUUGUCGACUCGGAAGCACUUAAGACCUUAAACCUUGGGGACAGUAAGGUAUGUAAUUACAUGCUCUUGAAAAAUCAUAACUAGGAAGUCUAAGCUCAUUUUCAAUGUCUAUCAACCAUAUAUUGAGAUGAAUAAUUUU
Messenger RNA from Vitis vinifera (wine grape), 499 nucleotides. RefSeq names its product (+)-neomenthol dehydrogenase. The coding region runs from base 85 to 444 and encodes 119 amino acids. NCBI's taxonomy places the organism in Eukaryota, Viridiplantae, Streptophyta, Magnoliopsida, Vitales, Vitaceae. Gene Ontology annotation, cellular component: membrane. The record is from RefSeq and is a predicted model, not a curated record. The transcript is spliced from 3 exons.